Messenger RNA from Acanthamoeba castellanii str. Neff, 345 nucleotides. RefSeq lists its product as uncharacterized. Lineage: Eukaryota; Discosea; Longamoebia; Acanthamoebidae. Bases 1 to 345 code for a protein of 114 amino acids. The transcript has 2 exons. The record is from RefSeq and is a predicted model, not a curated record.
AUGGAAGCUCAGUUUGGCAAGGACAUCACCAUCAAUCAAGAUCCUAACCACUAUGUGAAGGGUCUCAUCAAGAGCUUUGAACACCUUACUGAAGACUUCCCUGCUUUGGCAGACCUGGGCGCCUCACUGAAGACUCAUUUCCUACUUGGUGUCAAGUAUCACUGGAAUGAAGAGGCAUUCUGCAGCCACAUGCGUGGGUUUGUGCCUCACACCACGGACGAGUGCCACACCCAGUGUCUGCAUGCCCCACAGCCACAAAAGACAACCCCCCACUUGCACCCGGUCAAUGAUGCAGCAGCGGUUGACGCACUUUGGGUGUUCAUAGAGGGCUACGUUGAUGAUUGA